GCAGCGCGCGCCUCCUCUCCCCCUCCCAGAGCAGCAGAGGCAGCAGCAGAAGCCGCAGCUCCCGCCAGCCCCUCCCGCCAUCGCCAUUCCUCGCCCGCCCGGCUCUCUCCUUCCCUCCCUCCCCGGGGCCCCCUUCGCCUCCGGAUCGUUCCUUCCUCCCCAUUCCUCCCUUGUUUUUCCUCCCCCUAUCCUCCCUUCCCCGGUCUCCAUCCCCGCUCGGUCCUCUCCCCUCCUUGCGGCGGUCACAUCUCGUCCUGUGUGAAGUCUUGUCUUAUCCUGUGACCAAAGACUACCUUGUACAUCUGACUUGCGCUGAUCUAACAGAACUAGUUUCACCAUGGACACCGGUGUUAUUGAAGGAGGCCUGAAUGUUACCCUCACCAUCAGACUUCUGAUGCAUGGCAAGGAAGUUGGUAGCAUCAUUGGAAAGAAAGGAGAGUCUGUUAAAAAGAUGCGUGAAGAGAGUGGGGCUCGUAUUAACAUCUCAGAAGGCAAUUGCCCAGAAAGAAUUAUCACCUUGGCCGGUCCAACAAAUGCCAUCUUCAAAGCCUUCUCAAUGAUAAUUGACAAACUGGAAGAGGAUAUAAGCAGUUCAAUGACAAACAGCACGGCCUCCAGCAAACCACCAGUUACACUGCGCCUGGUGGUACCUGCAAGCCAGUGUGGAUCGCUGAUUGGAAAAGGAGGUUGUAAAAUAAAGGAAAUCAGAGAGAGUACAGGAGCACAGGUCCAGGUUGCAGGGGAUAUGCUGCCGAACUCCACAGAACGUGCAAUCACUAUUGCCGGAAUCCCUCAGUCCAUCAUAGAAUGUGUCAAGCAGAUCUGUGUGGUAAUGCUGGAGUCUCCCCCAAAGGGGGUCACCAUCCCAUAUCGGCCCAAACCCUCCAGUUCUCCGGUGAUUUUCGCAGGCGGGCAGGUGUCGCGCCAGGCCGGAGGGCACGCAUGUGAGACUGACCUGUGGGAGGGGCGAAGGUCCCACACAGGGGGAGUCUCCCUAGAUGCUGUGGAUCUCCAUGGGGCCUAUACCAUUCAAGGACAGUAUGCCAUUCCUCAGCCUGAUCUGACCAAGUUACACCAACUGGCAAUGCAGCAAUCUCACUUCCCUAUGUCCCAUAGCGGCAACACCGGAUUCAGUGGAGGCAUUGAUGCUUCAGCUCAGACAACUUCCCAUGAACUCACCAUUCCAAACGAUCUGAUCGGUUGUAUCAUUGGACGUCAAGGCGCUAAAAUAAAUGAGAUUCGCCAAAUGUCUGGAGCACAGAUUAAGAUUGCUAACCCCGUUGAAGGUUCCACUGAUCGUCAGGUUACAAUUACUGGGUCCACAGCCAGCAUCAGUUUGGCCCAGUACCUAAUCAAUGUCAGUCUAGAAACUGCUAAACCUUCCUCCUCCCAGAGCGUCACGACCCCUGACCUUCUCAGCAUCUCUCAAUCCUCCACCCCUUCCUCUUCCAACGCUGCCCCUCCUCUGGUGAACGCCUCCACGGCCGGGGGUGGUGAACCUUCCUCAGCCUCCAACUCCUCUUCCUCGGAACCACCUUCCAGCCUCCCUAAUCCCUCGACUGCCCCUUGUGUCUCCAAUCUGCUUGACAUGAAACCCGUCCCGCUCCUGGCUCUAAAUGUCGUGUCCACCGCCUCCUCUACCUCAUCCUCUGCUGUUCCUGCCUCUGCUACCCAGCUGUAUACUAAAGUGAAACCGGAAAAGCAGCGAUUCUCUCCUUAUUGAGUAGCCUGUUUGACUAGUUCAAACUCUCGAACGCCUACAAAUCCAUUUUUAUUUGAUUGAAAUUUGACUGUGUAUUAAUUCUGCUGCAUUGAAGUCCCCAGUAUGCUACACACAGGUGUUACUGCCUAGAUGGUGGUUAGU
Molecule: messenger RNA, 1864 nt
Organism: Nanorana parkeri
Lineage: Eukaryota; Metazoa; Chordata; Amphibia; Anura; Dicroglossidae
Gene: PCBP2
Product: poly(rC) binding protein 2
Exons: 13
Coding region: 338-1723 (461 amino acids)
Biological process (GO): regulation of gene expression; regulation of RNA metabolic process
Cellular component (GO): nucleoplasm; nucleus; cytoplasm
Molecular function (GO): mRNA binding; single-stranded DNA binding
Source: RefSeq, a predicted model, not a curated record